AUGUACUUUCUUUCAGAAAAUGGCCUCUUAAGCUAUGAAAACCCGAACUACCGUCUAGGUCCUUCGAACCGCUUGGACGAUGCCCUAAACUCGAACACCGAGAGCCUAUACGAAGAUAUUUACCAAGAGCUAGACGACAUCUGCAACAUGGGUCACGGAGUCAAAGGCUCCGUCACCACCAACGCCAGUAGAAAAGCUUACGCCGCUUUAGAUAUUACUUCCAUGGGGGUUGACAUUAACAAGGGACCUCUGACUCAAAAUUACGUGGAUAAUAGAAGUUUGUUCGAGAAAAUGACCAAAGAAGAUGAGAACGGCAUCCAACACAUCGUAGGUAAUAUAACAAAUGAUCUGUAUGCGGUACCAAUGAGAAAAUGUCAAAAGAAUAUAGACCAAAUAGACACAAAUAAUUCUCCCGAAAAGGAAUGGGAUAGUCAAAAUGAACUGCCACCCGGAUGGGAGAAACACGAAGGUAGAGUAUAG
Diabrotica balteata is the source of this 480-nucleotide messenger RNA. The record is from the annotation of a GenBank genome assembly. NCBI's taxonomy places the organism in Eukaryota, Metazoa, Arthropoda, Insecta, Coleoptera, Chrysomelidae.